AUGAAGCUUCGUCAUAUUACUGGUAGCAGGAAACAGGAAGACCAAUUUGUACACUCAAAAUAUGAAUCGCCAUUAACAUCAGCAUUCACACAAUUUGUACCUUCGCAAGAGAUUAUAAAAUCAUCGGGACCACCGACUAGUCGCAUAUUUCAAAAUUGCUCAAUAGCAUGGCUAGAUACUGGCACGAAUGACUUGAGCAAUGACGAUGCUUGUCAUAUGAUCACAGCGUUACGACGCAUUGUUAAUUCGGUACAUAAAUUUGACACAGUCAACGCAUGUGUUGAUUUUAUUCGAAGCAUUGAAAAUGAAACAAUAUUCAUAGUUCUAUCUGGAGUUCUUAAUCAAACGACAAUAUCUCUCAUCCAUGGUUUACCGCAGAUUAGUUCUAUUUAUAUCUUCUGCGACAACAAAUUAGAAUAUGAAGCCUGGAUACCUAAAUGGCCGAAAAUUCAAAAUUUUUUCAAGGAUUUUCCGUCACUAAAUGAAGCCCUUGCAAAUGCCGCUCAUGAAUGUGAUCGGAAUACAAUUCCGAUGACUUUCAUCGGAAUGACUGAUGAAACAUCAGAAGAAAAUCCUGAUAAAUCAAAUCAAAUGUUUAUGUUUACUCAAAUAUUAAACGAAUUAUUAUCGACAAUAGAGUUCACAGAAAAAUCUAUUCAAGAAUUUUCAACUUAUUAUCGUAAACAACUGAUUGACAACGUUACUGAACUGAGAAAUAUCGAUAAAUUUGAACGAGAAUAUCACGACUACACACUCACAUGGUGGUAUACGUCUCAAUUUUUCGUUAGUUCUAUGCUCAAUCGAGCGCUGCGUUCUAUGGAUGUUGUCACACUCCUUAAAAUGGGUUUCUUCAUAUUUGAUCUGCAACAGUACAUUUUUAAACUUCAUUUGCAGCAAAAGAUUGCUCAUCAAAAUUCAAAGGUUUUCAUCGUCUAUCGUGGUCAAGGUAUAUCGCAAAAGGACUUCGAUCAACUGAGGAGAUCACGCAAUCACUUGUUAUCGUUUAAUAAUUUUUUAUGUGCAAGCAAAUGUGCGAAUAUCGCUAUGAAUUAUGCUCGUCAAGCUCUUGCCACUCCUGAUUUAAUAGGUGUUCUAUUUGCUAUUACCAUAGAUCCUUCUCUAGACUCAACUCCGUACGCAACUAUUCGCGAAAGUAUUUACGAUCCGACAGACGAAGAUUUUCUUUUUUCGCUAAAUCCGGUGUUUCGCAUUGGUCAACUUGAAUCAAUUUUUAAAGGUAAUAGUCGUCUCUGGCAAGUAGACUUGACAUUAACGAGUAAUAACGAUCCACAAGUUCGAGUUUUAAACGAACGUAUUCUUGAAUUAGCUAAUCCUCAUAGUAUAGGAUGGCGUCGAUUAAGUGAAUUUUUGAUAAACCUACGUGAAGUUGAUAAAGCUCAAAUUAUAUGUGAUACAUUGAUAACUGAGAUAUUCGACGAAGACGAAAAAGCAUAUCUACAUUAUCAAUACGGUUCAAUUAAAUUUCACCGAGAAGAAUAUACAGAAGCGAAAUUAUUGUACAAUUUCGCACUUGACAUCUUUGAAAAAAUUCGUUCGCCUGCACACAUCGAUGUGGCCAAAUGUUACCAUAGGAUUGGUUCAGUCUAUGAAGCAAUGAACGAUUAUUCAGCAGCACUUCUACGCUACGAAAAAGCACUUGAAAUGUAUGAGAAAAAUCUUCCAUUACAUGAUCCGAUUUUGAUUGGUUUGAACAAAAAUAUCGCAAGAGUCUAUUCUCAAAUAGGCAACUACUCAAAAUCACUGUGGUACUAUGAAAGAGUACUUGAAAUUAACAAAACUAUUCCAUCAACAAAUAAUUCUGAUCUAGCUAAUUGUCACAUUGAUAUGGCGCUGGUCUACAAAAAAACUGGUGAUUAUUUAAAAGCAAUAUCACUCUUAGAAAAAACAAUUUCAAUGCUUGAAAACGAUCAACAGUCAAAUUCUACUGAUAUAGCAACAGUAUAUAAUCAUAUUGGUUCGUUAUACGAAAAAUUGAAUCGAAAUUCGACUGCACUUGCGUAUUUUGAAGAAGCAUUAGAAAUCAAUGAAGCAAAUCUUCCUCCUCAUCAUCCUGCGUUAGCUGUAUGUUAUAGAAAUAUUGGCUCAGUAUAUUUUCAAAAAAACGAUUAUUUAAAAGCACUUUCGUUUUAUCAAAAAGCACAUGAACUCUACCGAAGAAUUUUGCCUAGAAAUAAAAUCCAUUUAGCGAUUUCAUAUACUGAUCAGGGUGAUGUGUAUGAGCAAAUAGGCAACUAUACACAAGCACUUUUAUAUUACAAAGCAGCAUUGACAACUUAUCAAAGUAUUUGUCCUUUACGUCAUUGCGAUAUAAUCAUGAUGUACAAUAAAAUUGGUUUGACAUAUUCCCAGACGGGUGAAUAUCCUGCGGCACUUUCAUGUCAUGAAAGAGCAUUGGAAAUCUGUCGAAAGAAUCUUCCUGAAAAUCAUCCUAAUUUUGCUUAUUCUUCUAUUUGCAUUGGUGAUGUCUAUGAUAACAUGGGCGAUCGUUUAAAAGCACUUUCAUUUUAUAAAUCGUCUCUUGAAAUCGGACACAGCGCAUUGCCUGCAAGUAAUAUUUGCCUUGAAAAAUGGAGCGAUAUUCUCGAACGAUUAAGAACGAAAUUAAAAAUGCAAUCCAAAGAAUAA
Molecule: messenger RNA, 2646 nt
Organism: Rotaria socialis
Lineage: Eukaryota; Metazoa; Rotifera; Eurotatoria; Philodinida; Philodinidae
Source: the annotation of a GenBank genome assembly